This is a messenger RNA of Misgurnus anguillicaudatus (oriental weatherfish), 4355 nucleotides long. RefSeq names its product coiled-coil alpha-helical rod protein 1 (gene cchcr1). Gene Ontology annotation, biological process: protein export from nucleus; cell differentiation. The record is from RefSeq and is a predicted model, not a curated record. Gene Ontology annotation, cellular component: centriole. NCBI's taxonomy places the organism in Eukaryota, Metazoa, Chordata, Actinopteri, Cypriniformes, Cobitidae.
CGCUGCGUCACACCGGAAACCUCUGCUAUGACAACAGCACGCGUCGCUGUUGCAGGCUCUAGUUUGAAUGCAGCCGCGCAUUUCCUGAAACAAACUCUUGAGUCUGUAGUACAAACAUUACUGUAUAAUACUAUUUAAAUACAUUUACGUAAGAUUGGAAGUCUGGUGGUUGUUAUGGAACUGUGGAAAACGGAGAGGCUAAACGCGCCGUCGGACUUCAUGAAAGCUCUUGAUGGAGGACCUAUCAGUGAUGCUGCUCCUUUGAUGACGCCUGCUCAGUUUACUGGGCUUCCUCUGGCUGUUCCCACAGCCUCACAUAUAACAACUAUCCAAACCCCGCCGCCACCUGCAGCUCCACACAUCACACCCUGCAGACCUCCACCACCUUCUACAUUUGGUGGGUUGGCGUUGACCUGGAAGGAGACCACUGGAGUCGAAUCGAGGAGUACAGUCCAUCAAAAGCACCAGAGCGAGAACUUGUUACAACAGCUAUCUGUUCACAGGCUGAUUGAAGAUGAGAGGAGCAGUUCAAAGGCCCUGCUGCAAGAGAUGGAAAGCUUAAGAGAAGAGAAAGAAGCGAUGAAAGCAGAGAUGGAGCGUCUGAGAGGACGAGUGGAAUGCUUAAGAGAGCAGAUCAAAGACCAGCAGGGCCAAAUAAACAGGCAGUGUACAGAAUGUGAUGAGUUACAAAGUGAAUUGAAGAGUUGCAAGACUGAGCUCAAAAUAAGCCAAGAACAGUGUUCGACCCUGAAAAGCCAGUAUGAAUUAAAGCAUCAGUGUUUGGAGAGAGAGUUACAGGACUCAAAAGAAGAGAGAGAGAAGCUGCAACUCAAACUGGAGGAUCAGCAUGUGAUUGCUGAUGCUGUACAGGAAGUGACCUCACUGAGGGCCCAAGUACAAGAAGUGAUAUCAGAAAGAGAUGACCUAAGGAAUCAGCGGAAUGCUCUCAACAUCUCAUUGUUGGAACAGUCCGAGUGUGUGCAGAAACUGCGCCGAUACAUUGGCGGCAACAUCACAGAGAAAAAAGAGGAAGAAGACUUCAGACAACAGAUACAGCAUUUGGAGAAGGAAAAGGAAGCCCUGUCUCUAUCUGUUCAGCUGUUGAAUGUCAGAGUGAAUGCAGCCAAUGAUAUUCUUGCUAUUCAGGAGAAAGAGCUGGGUGAACAGGCGCAGUCUGAUCCACUGUAUUCUGGCUGUAAAGCCGGACAGAUGUUGAGUGUUUGGAGACAGAAGGUUUUCAUGCUGCUUGUUAAACUACAGACGAGGGAUUUGCAACUCCACUCUGAGAGAGCACAUUUACAGAAUAUGGUUUCUUCUCUACAGCAAGAAGUCGAGUGCUUGCAGUCUCAAAACAGUGUACUGCAGCAUCACCUAGAGGACAAAACCGCUCAGUUGGAGCUACAACAUGUACAUGCUCAGGGAUUACAGCAGCAGUUGGACAGUGCUUUAAAGGAGAAUGCCCAGCUGAAAGAGCAAAAUAAGAGCACAGAGAGAUCACUGGUUGACAUUAGUGAAACAGCACACAGGGUGAUGUCAGCCAUAAAUGUGAAGGCAGGUCACAUGGAAGCAGUUCAGUCUAGUGUAAGUCAGCUCAACCAGAGACUUGCCUUUGCUGCCAAACGACUGGACACAGUGCAUGGGCUGCUGUUAAGGAAAGAAGCUCUAUGGAAAACCAAACAAGCCACAAGGUUGCCAGAGCCAUCUGUGUCAGAAAGCUUAAUUAAGGGCCUCCAGGCUGAGGUAGCCCUGUUGAGCGCAGAAAGAGAUAACCUCACGCAAGAGCUCAAACGCACACCAGACCUUAUCCAAGCAUCCCUAUUUGAACUCCAGCAACAGCAUGAAAGAGAAGUGUGUCUCCUGAAGGAGGCCCUGUCAUGCAGUAAAGAGGAGUUGAUGACAUCAGAAUCUAGCCAGAUGAAGAUACAGCGACAGUGUGAGGAGCAAGAGGUGACCAUUGCGGAGCUCCACGAUGAGGCCCAGAGAUUGAAACAACAGUGUGAUUCAGUUCUGCAUAGGAUGUCAGACGUCGAGAGCGUGUGUACAGAGAAGCUCAGAGACAUGGAGGCUCAACUCAACACAGCAAGGAGAGAGCAUACUAAAGCAGUGGUGGCUUUGCGACAGGUACAGAGGCAGGUGGAGAGAGAGAGAGAGCAGAUGAAAGAGGCAGAGAGAGAGAGAACUGAACACACACACAAGCAGAUCACACAUCUGCAGAAACAGCUGAAACACAAGGACAAAGACCGCAACCUUCUCCUGGCUGUUGUUCAGGAACAAGGUUUAAUGAAUGAAUAUAAAAAACUCAGAAGAUCAGCCAUUCAAACAACUGAAGCCUUAAAACAAACAUCACCCUGAAAGCAGGAAUUCUCCAACACCUGAAAGUCUUCUGGGGACGCUGCAGGCUCUUACUGCGGCAGUGAUGGGCAGCUCAGAGGAAGAGGAUGAUGAGGAGGGUCAGGCCUCAAAUGUAACACAAACACCCGCUGGUCCUGAUACACAUAAAGAAUUAGGCUGAACAUGCCAGUUGGUUCUCUCUCACACACUCUCGCUGUCUGUCACAGCCCAUUCAUAGGGUUUGAUGUUUGUUUUAUAAUUUAAUAAAAAUAUUUUUGUAAAAAUGUAACUUUCAAUUCGUUUCAGACAGCUCUUCAGAUCUACAAACAUGUUUAUGGGCUUAUAUUAGGGCUCUCAAUGGAUAAAAAAAAUGUUUAAUCUAAUAAAUACUUAGUGAUGUUGGUAAAUGUAGAAAUUUGGGAUAGGGGCUUAUUGACCAUCCUCCUGGAGCAACUGGGCUUAUACUAAAGGCAUAAUCAGCAACUCAAUAUGGAAUUAUUUCAGUGUAUGUGCCCAAUCAAUCCUCGCUCCUAAGUUUCUUCCUGAAUAUCUUGUUUCACUCAUAUGACUAAAAUAAACUGGCUGUAAUGAAUAGUGUUUCCUGUAUAAGUUAACAAGAGUGUGUGGUUAAUCGUUUGGUUCUUCCUGUCAUAUUUUUCUGGAUCAGGUUUAUAAAGGAAUAGUUCACAGGAAAAUCAAAAUGAUCCCAUAACUGACUCACCCUCAUGUCACCCCAAGUACUUUGUAAUGUCAUUAAAGGCAGAGUAGGCAGGUUUAAGUCUAACAUAGUCUAAAACACUUUUUUCCAAAUUUGUUUAAACUGUCUUUAUAUUCCAAUACAUAAGUAAAAUGUAAGUACUCUAAAAAGAGAGUAUAAAAAUCGAGUGUCUGUAGACCUCUCACUCCACCCCCUCCCGACGCCGACUGCUUCGCUGGAAGAAGCAUUUACCUCAGACGAGCGGAGAGGAAGGAGCGGUGCAUGUAGUAAAAUCAUUUUAGAAUCACAUGUAAUAAUACACCUAACUUUAUCACUAUGAAUAAACAAAUAGGAUGGCUUUUAGUACUCACUAUCAAGCUAGCAUAUCGAUACUGGUAAAGUUUAAAAUAUAUCUUGUUUGAUUCGGUAACGAACAAGCUAGGUAUAUUUAUAAGACAAAGCUUAAAACAGAUUGCAUUGAUACUAGUUUUUUCAUUACCAUCAGUUACACUGUGAUGAAGGUGAAUUUCGUGGAAGAUUUAUAACAUAUACAGUGUUUUGCAUGUAAGAGUUUCCGUGAUGAAAGCAUUGUUGACUCUGAUGAGGACUACACUCCGGAGACAAUACCGCUACCGGAUCAUCACGCGAAAGACACGCGAUAUUUACUCUCGUUUGAUUUCUUCGUUUAUUCCUUUUUUUUGCCUUGUUUGCCUUCGCUGACUGCAUAUGCAGGUACUGUGAGUUCUGGAUGCUCUUUCUCUGCCGUACUUUUGCUCUUUCUAGAUUUUAUGCCUCGUGCAUUCUCAAAUCAAUCGGGUGUGCACAUGUGUGGACAGAUCCUGUAGCAGGGGUGGUGCCAUGGUCGCGAGAGAGAGUGAUAGUCGCGCAAGCCAAUCAUUUGUUUCGUCCCGAAUGAAAAUAAUUUGCUGUGUUUAAAAGAAACGUUAAAGGUCUACAGACACUCGAUUUUUAUACUCUCUUUUUCAGAGUACUUACAUUUUAAUUAUGCAUUUGGUAUAUAAAGACAGUUUAAACAAACUUGGAAAAAAGUUUUUUAGACAAUUCCUGCCUAUCCUGCCUUUAAAUGGUGGUCAAUGUUUUCAAGCCCAAAUAAGCACAUAGAUCCAAAUGACUUGGCGAAUUGGUGAAGCAAUACGUUUGUUAGAGAGAAAAAAAAUAUUUUGAGCUUAUUUAGUGAAGUAUGUUUCAUCACGUGACAUACAUGAACAAGAUGAAAUUUGACCUAUUGUUCCAACAUACUUUUCAUUUUCUUUAAGAGCUUCUCCAUAGUGUGUAUCCAUUAAAAUUUAAAAUCACCUUCAGAGAA